UUGCGGAGCCAGGGUCUAGUUGGCCCACCCACUUGCGUCUUCCUACCCUACCCGCCUUCUGAUCUCUCGAAUCCCACACUUGCAACCCAAAACCAGCUCCAACACUCUCGCCACGGUGCGGUGCGCGGUGGUAUCGCCAAAUCGCCCACCACUGUACCUCCGCUUGCGCGCGCCUACCCGUCCCGACUUCCCCCCAGCCAUUCUUAUGCCCGCGAAAGCGCCAUGACAGAUGCCGACGGCGAUGGUUUCGCCGAGCUCACCACUGCGCCAAUCUUCGACGACCGCCUCUACUUCACCGAAGCACUCUUGCUCCAUGAUGGCGAGACCGACGAGCUGGUCGACUCGCAACUCACCCUCGCUGCAAAGGAAAGCGGCAUCGAGGACCCGGAUCUCUUCCUAAUCCCACGCCCCGCCGUGCUCGACAUAUCGACCGCGCUAUCCACCAUGUCACUGCAGAGUGAACAGAGGAGCUCCGUUUCUGUGCAUUCCCGUGAAACCCAGUCAACCGCCUUCACUUCGCUUCCGUCCCGCAGCUCUCGAGACAAGUCGCCCAUGUCGCGCAUGCCUCCCCCGCUAGUCCGGGCCUCAUUCUCGGUAGACAGGAACGAUGCCAUUCCAGAAAGUCCGCGAUCGUCUGUGCGGCAUAGACACUCCACCUCUGGUUUCUCAGCCUCUCGGUCACUCCAUUCCAGUGCUUCUUCGGCACAAGGGCAGAGCGCCAGAAAGCAAAAGCGCGCAUCAGCAUUGUUCUCCAUGUUCAGGAAAGAGCCAAGCGCCUGUCCCUCUAGGUCUCACAAUGGUCAUCACUUCAAGCCGCAAAGUCCCAAGCUCGAAUGCGGUCACUCACUUUCCAAGUAUGCGAUCCGGGUCCACGUACAAGAAGCUUUGGAGAGAAAAGAUGGUGCUGCACCAGCCUGUUGUGGCCAGCUAAUACCCCGCGAAGUGCUGUCAAUUGUUUUGACCAGUGCAGAAAUCGACCUUGUAACUGACAACAAUCUGCCAUCGCCCAAGGCAGCGUCACUACGAGACUCUGGAUACAGCGAGAAUGGUAUAUCCAAUGUUGACCUUUCUAAUGCGCUAUACACGGACGUACUCGUGAGCGAACCAUCAACCGUAUCAGCAACGCCGACCUAUGAGCCAAGCGAGAUGGAUGAAGCCCGGCUUAGCUCCGCGCUCGAAAGUGAGACAUUCCAGAACUUGCUAGCGGAACAAAAAGAACAGUUUCGACGGGUCUCGGUAUUCGAGUCAAACCAACGCGCGGCUCUGUCAGCCAAUCACCAACGUCGCCUGAAGCGCCUCACGGCGCAGCUGGAGACGUCGAAGAUUGAAAAAGCAAAACAGCAUAUUCAACAGCUCGAACGGCUGGACGAGUUCCAACUCAUGAUGGAGCAUGAUCUUCGCAAUGCACAAGCGAUGGAGACGCAGAACGUUGCAACGGCUCUCAAGUACAUCGAGGGUUACUGCUCGGGACCAAACCCUGCGUAUGAGGGUGUGGUGUACGUAGUGACGGAGGAUGACCGAAUGAAGUUGGAGCGCCAGCGCGUCACCCAGGACAAGCUACCUGCAAAGCAUGAAAGCGCUAUUAAUGUGUUGAGAGCUAAGCAAGAAAGGGACACGAGACUGAGGAUCCAGAAGCAGGAGUUGGAGCUUGAGCAACUGCAUGCCGACUAUGAGAAAGAGAAGAGUGCGCAAGAAUUGCAGUACGGCAAAGACUUGAGCCAUCUGGAUCUCACCAUUCAGACGAGGAGGAGCAAGAUAAUGCGCCAGUGGGAUCUAAAAUUCGAAGUAUGGAGGAGGAACUGGGAGAAAGAAAACGAAUCCAAGCUCUAUGGUACACUACCGCACGGAAACUGGCCAGAACCAACAGACACGAACAUUCACAUCGACCCUUCGAGCUCUCUCGCGAUAUACAUACAGAGCAUCGCUUGA
Molecule: messenger RNA, 1929 nt
Organism: Paraphaeosphaeria sporulosa
Lineage: Eukaryota; Fungi; Ascomycota; Dothideomycetes; Pleosporales; Didymosphaeriaceae
Exons: 3
Coding region: 223-1929 (568 amino acids)
Source: RefSeq, a predicted model, not a curated record